GCGGCGUGUUCUGCCGUCUACAGCCUACUUUCGGUUUUGAUUAGCGCAAAGUCACAAAGCGGUGUCAACAGUAAGCACGUAUUUGGAGGAAGAAUCUAAAAUGCCGAAGAUGGCUUUCUCAACGCUAUUGCUUUUGUGCGUGGACGUCUGUGCUGUGCAGACAGUGCGCCUGGCCCAGCUCUUGCCGUCGGUUGUCUCCCAUCCUUUUCUUGCUCUGUGGGGUGGUGGUCUGCUCCGUGCAUCUCUUCUGCUCCUCCUCACCCUCUCCCCAGGGUGCCCAGAGUGGUUGAGAGGUCAGGACUGGGUCCUGACACUGGGGGUGCACAGCUUCCUCUCCCCAGCUUACAUCACCCUUCUGUGGGUCUGUGGGCAGUCCACACUGGAGCUACUUUGGGGAUGGCACUCCUGGCUCGGGAUAGUGCAGGGGUACAUAGUCACAGCUGUGUCUGCGUUGCUCUGGCAACAAUACAUCCCUUCACUCUCUACUGAGACAACAAAGGAACCAGAGAAAAAAAAUGCUUCACUGCAGAGACUUCUGGGAUACAUGCGCCCAUACACUAAGCGGUUUGCAGCAAUCAUCUUCUUUGUGGUGAUCUCCUCCCUGGGUGAGAUGGCCAUUCCCCACUACACGGGCAAAAUGACAGACUGGAUCAUGAACGAGGACGACCCUGAAGCCUUCACUCACGCCAUCACAGUCAUGUCCCUGAUCACUAUAAUGAGUGCAGUCAGCGAGUUUAUCUGCGACCUGAUUUACAACAUCACCAUGAGUUGCAUCCACACCUUCAUCCAGGGCCUGGUUUUCCAGUCUGUCCUGAAGCAGGAGAUUGCUUUCUUUGACACAGUGAAGACUGGUGACAUUGUAUCACGCAUUACCACGGACACCAACACCAUGAGCGAGUCUCUGAGUGAGAAGCUCAGUCUGCUGAUGUGGUACUGCAUGCGUGUCAUCUUCCUCUUCAUCUUCAUGCUCCGGCUCUCCUGGAAGCUGUCCAUUUUCACCGCCCUGGGGCUGCCCAUCAUCUGGGUCAUUCCAAAGUUCUCUGGCAAGUUCUACCAGUCAUUGUCAGCACAAGUUCAGGAAUCUCUUGCUCGGGCCAAUGAUGUUGCCAUGGAGACCUUCUCUUCCAUGAAGACAGUGAGAAGCUUUGCCAAUGAGGAUGGUGAGACGCGGAGGUACCAGCAGCGGCUGGAGGAAACAUAUUCCCUCAACAAGCAGGAGGCUGCAGCUUAUGCCGCUUCUACCUGGACCAACAGUCUGUCCAGUUUGGCCCUGAAGGUCAGCAUUCUGUACUAUGGUGGAAGGCUAGUUACAGGCGGUGCUGUCAGCAGUGGUGACCUGGUGUCCUUUGUGCUGUAUGAGCUGCAGUUCACUUCCGCUAUAGAGGUUUUCAUGUCAUACUACCCCCAUGUGAAGAAGGCCAUUGGAGCUUCAGAGAAGAUCUUUGAGUACGUGGACCGCAAGCCACAGGUUCCUGCUGAUGGCUCUUUGGCCCCUGAGACACUGGAGGGACAUCUGCAGUUCAAAAACGUCACCUUCACCUACCCAAAGAGGCCCGAAACAGCUGUACUCAAGGGCUUCUCUCUGGAGCUGAAGCCAGGUGAGAUCACUGCCCUGGUGGGACCCUCAGGUGGUGGUAAAAGCACCUGCGUCAGUCUGUUGGAAAGGUUCUAUGAGCCGCAGGAAGGGGAGAUCCUGCUGGAUGGAAACCCACUGCACAGCUACCAGAACCAGUACCUGCACAGAAAGAUUGCUGUGGUCAGCCAGGAGCCUGUGCUGUUUGCUCGCUCUGUGAAAGAAAACAUUAAAUACGGUCGAGAGGAUGCCACUGACGAGGAGAUUUUCAGGGCUGCUGAAAUGGCUAAUGCACACAAAUUCAUCAUUGACCUGCCAAAUGGAUACAGCACAGAUGCUGGAGAGAAGGGGGGCCAGGUCUCAGGGGGUCAGAAGCAGCGAAUUGCCAUUGCCCGAGCCCUGAUUGGACACCCUAAGAUCCUGGUUCUUGAUGAUGCCACCAGCUCCCUGGACACUGAGAGCGAGCACCUGGUUCACCAGGCUCUGCUGAAGAGCUCAAGCCGCUGCGCCAUUCUGUUGAUCGCUCACAGGCUGAGCACAGUGGAAAAAGCCAAUCAUAUCAUCUUCCUCCAAGGAGGGGAGGUGCUAGAGGAGGGAAGCCAUGCGGAGUUGUUGAAGAAAGGCGGGGCCUACGCACAGCUUGUGCAGAAGCAGAACACUGCUUUCCAGCGUAACACUGAGGAAGGGGCAGACAGGGAGGCUGCCAUAUGAUCUGGUGCUGUGUUAUGAUUCGUGAGGUUUUGCUCCCACCCUAUCUUCUUAUUCUUAUUUAUUUUGGCUGGGAGAUUUACACUGAGACCAAUGUCUAAUUCACAGAGAAGCCUGGACAAGGGUUAUAAGGCUUAAAUGAGCAUAGAUUAAAAGGCAGGCAUGACUGAGUGGGCACCUGUGAUGACAUCACUUGACAGUUUGAGAAGAUGAAGCAAAAGAGGUAUAUUAGGAUGCACAAAUGUAAGCAAGUGUCAGGCUGCAGAGGCUUCCUCUCAAGAUUGUAUGCAUGGUGCCACAUAAUUGCGUGUGAAUUGUCAGCACACUGCUGGAUGUGGUUAGUUAAAAGAGUUGUUUUCCGUCUCAUAAAAAUAGAUGUCUUAAUUUAAAUUUCUCACAUAUGGCUUUGGCUAGCUAGUCCCUAUAAGUAGUUUGCAUAUUUGUCUCCAUUUGCUCACAUGAUGUCAUCACAUCAGUAUUUAAAUGACAUCCCAGCAAACACAUUUCCAGGGAAAUGAAUGAUUGGAGAAAAUGUGGUAUGCAGUGCAGAAAUGGCAGUCAUGAAUUGUAAUAAUUUCCUAAAUGGUUGAUCUCUGUCUUCAUAAAGUAUGUAUGUGUGAAAGCAAAUCUCAAAGGUAAAAUAUGUAAACUGUAGAGGUGCUUAUACUUACACCGUUGAACAUGGUGCAGAUUAAGUUCCUGUGAGCCUAAAAUCUAUUUUAUUUCUAUGUAUAUAUUUCCAGGGUUUCCCUUUUUUUUUUUCUAAAAACAGCAUCUCUGCUUUUGAAACAUAAGAUUUGUGUAAAUGUGGUAUUUACAGUUAUAUGUUUAUCUGAAGCUCUGGAAAUGUGUUCUUGAUGCUGCCCAGUUUCCAUCAGACAAAACACAGUGGCAUUUACACUUUUCUAUUGACCUGGUUGUAACUUUCAUUUGCUCCCUGAAAGGCACAGUGAAUAUUUUAGGAAGAUAGCAGAAAAACUCUUGCACUGUAUCUGGUAUCUAUUCAAUUUCCUCAUUAUUUCUCUCAAACUCAGUAAAUAUUUCCAUAAACUUUU
Messenger RNA from Conger conger (European conger), 3336 nucleotides. It is a transcript of the gene tap1, whose product is annotated as transporter 1, ATP-binding cassette, sub-family B (MDR/TAP). Lineage: Eukaryota; Metazoa; Chordata; Actinopteri; Anguilliformes; Congridae. The transcript is spliced from 13 exons. Gene Ontology annotation, cellular component: membrane. Gene Ontology annotation, molecular function: ATP hydrolysis activity; ABC-type oligopeptide transporter activity; ATP binding. The coding region runs from base 101 to 2284 and encodes 727 amino acids. The record is from RefSeq and is a predicted model, not a curated record. Gene Ontology annotation, biological process: transmembrane transport.